Molecule: messenger RNA, 937 nt
Organism: Emiliania huxleyi CCMP1516
Lineage: Eukaryota; Haptophyta; Isochrysidales; Noelaerhabdaceae
Exons: 2
Coding region: 47-937 (296 amino acids)
Source: RefSeq, a predicted model, not a curated record
CUUGCGCUUGCACACAGUCCUCUUCGCAUAAGCUCCCCGCUCCAAGAUGGAAUCGGAGGACGGGUACGCCUCGGCGGGCUCCGCCUCCUCCUCGGUCGACUUCGAUUUGCGCGCGCUAACGUGCACGGAGGAGGAGAUGGACAGAUUCCUUGGCCCGCGGCCCCCGCGGCAGAACCUUCCACCUCUGAGCCGGGACCAGCUCCCCCCGGGGGUGGUCGCGUCGCUCGGCGCGGCGAGCGCGGCACCCGCGCUGCCCGGCCUGGACGCGCUUGUGCAGCCCUUCGUUGAGGGGCCUGUGCAGGCAGUGCCCACCACCGUGCUGUUUGCGGGCGGCUCGGACAACUUCAUCCUCGCGAGCGGCGCGGGCGGGCUUGCGGGCGCGCUGGCGGAAGGCGCCGCCCUCGCGAACCCGACAGCCGGCACCGUCAUCGACACCGACGGCCAGGCCGACGCGCUCCAGGCCACGAUGCUCGCCGAGGCGGCCGCCCUAGCGGCGUCGGCCGACCUUCCGCUGCCCGCGGAUCCGGCGUUCCCUCCGCCAGCGGCCGAGACCUCAGAGGGCGAGCUGCUCGCCCCGCUGAUCCCGCCGCCCUCGAUGGCGGCCCACCCGCCCGACACCGCCUCGGACGCCUCCUCCGCCUCGGACGCCGACCAGCCGCCGCUCGAUGACUUUGCCGCCGCGUCUGCCGACGAGUCGACGACUGAGGGAGACGUCGCGGCGGCGCUGGCGCAGCCGCUGCUGCAGCCGGCCGAGAGGAGGCCGGCGGGCGCGGCGAGGGAGGGGCAGCGGGCAGACUCGCCGCCGAGCCGCGCCCGGCCGCUCAACCAAGCGGCGGACCGGCUGCGCCGGCGCGGCAACAUCUCCUUUAACCGCGGCUCUCUCGGCCGCGCCGCGGGCUUCUACACGCAGGCGAUUGCGCAGGAGCCGGGCCAAUAG